AUGGAGGCCAACGCGGCGGGGGGCGCCGGGGGCGGCACCAACAGUGGCCUGGGCGGCGAGGACGGGGUCCACUUCCAGAGCUACCCUUUCGACUUCCUGGAGUUCCUCAACCACCAGCGCUUCGAGCCCAUGGAGUUGUACGGGGAGCACGCCAAGGCCAUGGCCGCCCUGCCCUGCGCCCCGGGGCCUGCACCCCAGCCUCCGCCACCGCCCCCCACCCCGCAGUACGACUACCCGCCCCAGUCCACCUUCAAGCCCAAGGCAGAGGUGCCUUCCUCCUCCUCGUCGUCCUCCUCCUCCUCGUCCACGCUUUCCUCGGCUGCUGCCCAAGCCAAGAAGUCCGACCCGCCCCUGGCCCCUGCCUUCGGCGCCCCGCCGCCCCCACUCUUCGACGCCGCCUUCCCUGCCCCCCAGUGGGGCAUCGUGGACCUCUCAGGCCACCAGCACCUCUUUGGGAACCUGAAGCGUGGGGGGCCGCCUUCUGGGCCAGGGGUCACGCCGAGCUUGGGCGCACCCACCGGCACCCCGGGGCCCCUGCCGGCCCCCGCGCAGACCCCACCGGUGCCCGGCGCAGGGGUGGCCUGUGACCCCACCAAGGACGACAAGGGCUACUUCCGGAGGCUCAAGUACCUGAUGGAGCGGCGCUUCCCCUGCGGCGUGUGCCAGAAGUCCUUCAAGCAGUCCUCACACCUGGUCCAGCACAUGCUGGUGCACUCGGGCGAGCGGCCUUACGAGUGCGGCGUCUGCGGCCGCACCUACAACCACGUCUCCAGCCUCAUCCGCCACCGGGUGGCCGUGCCCCCGCCGGUCACGGGCAGUGGGGAGGGCCCCUUCGCCUGCCCGCUGUGCUGGAAGGUGUUCAAGAAGCCCAGCCACCUGCACCAGCACCAGAUCAUCCACACAGGCGAGAAGCCCUUCUCCUGCACCGUGUGCAGCAAGAGCUUCAACCGCCGCGAGAGCCUCAAGCGCCACGUGAAGACGCACUCGGCCGACCUGCUGCGCCUGCCCUGCGGCAUCUGCGGCAAGGCCUUCCGGGACGCGUCCUACCUCCUCAAGCACCAGGCCGCGCACGCUGGCGGCACCGGGCCCCGGCCCGUCUACCCCUGCGACCUGUGCGGCAAGUCCUACUCGGCGCCACAGAGCCUGCUCCGCCACAAGGCCGCGCACGCGCCUCCCGCACCCGAUGCUGCCAAGGACGCGGCAGGCCCGCAGCCUGCGCCCCCCUUCCCUGCGGGCCCCUACCUGCUGCCCUCCGACCCGCCGGCCACUGACAGUGAGAAGGCGGCGGCAGCCGCAGCGGCCGUGGUGUACGGAGCCGUUCCCGUUCCGCUGCUGGGUGCGCACCCGCUGCUGCUGGGGGGCGCGGGGCCGAGCGGUGCGGGGGGCGCAGGGCCGAGCGCGCCGGGCAAGACGUUCUGCUGCGGCAUCUGCGGGCGUGGCUUCGGCCGGCGCGAGACCCUGAAGCGCCACGAGCGCAUCCACACGGGAGAGAAGCCCCACCAGUGCCCGGUGUGUGGCAAGCGCUUCCGCGAGUCCUUCCACCUGAGCAAACACCACGUGGUGCACACGCGCGAGCGGCCCUACAAGUGCGAGCUGUGCGGCAAGGUGUUCGGCUACCCGCAGAGCCUGACGCGCCACCGCCAGGUGCACCGCCUGCAGCUGCCCUGUGCGCUGGCCGGCGCCGCGGGCCUCCCAGGCAGCCAGGGCACAGCGGGGGCCUGUGGGGGCGCGCCGGGCGGUGGGGGCGCGCAGGCCGACGCGCUCAGCUAUGCCUGCUCCGACUGUGGCGAGCACUUCCCGGACCUCUUCCACGUCAUGAGCCACAAGGAGGUGCACAUGACCGAGAAGCCGUAUGGCUGCGACGCCUGCGGCAAGACCUUCGGCUUCAUCGAGAACCUCAUGUGGCACAAGCUGGUGCACCAGGCGGCCCCCGAGCGCCUCCUGCCGCCGGCGCCCAGCGGCACCCAGGCUGCCGAUGGGGAGAGCGGCGCGGCGGAGGCGGCCAACGCGCUGGACAAUGGGCUGGCGGGCGAGGUGGGCGCUGCGGUGGCGGCGCUGACGGGGGUGACCAGCGGUGAGGACCCUGGCAGCGCGGGGACUGCCGGGGGCGCGGGCGGGGCUGGGGGUCCUGAGCGCUUCAGCUGCGCCACAUGCGGCCAGAGCUUCAAGCACUUUCUGGGCCUGGUGACGCACAAGUACGUGCACCUGGUGCGCCGGACUCUGGGCUGUGGCCUGUGUGGCCAGAGCUUCGCCGGCGCCUACGACCUGCUCCUACACCGCCGCAGCCACCGGCAGAAGCGCGGCUUCCGCUGCCCGGUAUGUGGCAAGCGCUUCUGGGAGGCGGCGCUGCUCAUGCGUCACCAGCGGUGCCACACGGAGCAGCGGCCCUACCGGUGCGGCGUGUGCGGCCGCGGCUUCCUGCGCUCCUGGUACCUGCGGCAGCACCGCGUGGUGCACACGGGCGAGCGCGCCUUCAAGUGCGGCGUGUGCGCCAAGCGCUUCGCGCAGUCCUCCAGCCUGGCGGAGCACCGGAGGCUGCACGCCGUGGCACGGCCCCAGCGCUGUGGCGCCUGCGGCAAGACCUUCCGCUACCGCUCCAACCUGCUGGAGCACCAGCGGCUGCACCUGGGCGAGCGCGCCUACCGCUGCGAGCACUGCGGCAAGGGCUUCUUCUACCUGAGCUCCGUGCUGCGCCACCAGCGCGCGCAUGAGCCUCCGCGGCCCGAGCUGCGCUGCCCUGCCUGCCUCAAGGCCUUCAAGGAUCCCGGCUACUUCCGCAAGCACCUGGCAGCGCACCAGGGCGGCCGGCCCUUCCGCUGCUCGUCCUGUGGCGAGGGCUUCGCCAACACCUACGGCCUCAAGAAGCACCGCCUGGCCCACAAGGCCGAGGGCCUCGCCGCGCCGGGGGCAGGGACAGGUGCCUUGGCAACGAAGGACACCUGA
Elephantulus edwardii (Cape elephant shrew) is the source of this 2943-nucleotide messenger RNA. RefSeq names its product zinc finger protein 865 (gene ZNF865). The transcript has 2 exons. NCBI's taxonomy places the organism in Eukaryota, Metazoa, Chordata, Mammalia, Macroscelidea, Macroscelididae. Bases 1 to 2943 code for a protein of 980 amino acids. The record is from RefSeq and is a predicted model, not a curated record.